AUGCCCCAGAUUCCACUGCCGCCAUCGGCAACAGUGCAGACGUCGUCGGAACCUCCCAGGACGUUAUGGAUGGGAGACUUGGAUCCCAGUUUCGACGAAGCCACGAUCCAGCAGCUGUGGGAACAGCUGCAGAGACAGGUCAAUGUCAAGCUGAUCCGGGCGAAAAAGAACCUGCUGAUUCCAUGUAGCACCAGCAGCACGUUCAGCGAGGCGGCCAAUGGCGAGGGUGGAGGCCGGCCCACGGAUGAGCUGCCGCGGGCGGAUGCAGAGGCCGGAGGGGAGCCAGCAGCAGCGGGCACAGGCCCGACGCAGGGCGAAAGCCGCGGCGCGGGCCAGAAAAUCAACAUCAAUGGGGUGUCGUUCAUCGACCCCAACACCACGCAGCUGCACCACGCGGGCUACUGUUUUGUCGAGUUCCAGAGCCUGGAGGACGCACACUGGGCGCUCACGCUCAAUUCCACGCCGCUGCCAAACAUCACCAGUCAUUCCACACAGUUGCCGACCAAUCCGUCGGGACUGCGAAAUUUCAGGCUCAACUGGGCCUCCGGCGCCACGUUGCAGAGCACGAUUCCCUCGACCCCCGAGUUCUCGCUGUUCGUGGGCGAUCUUUCGCCCACGGCCACCGAGGCCCACUUGUUGUCGCUCUUCCAGAAGAACUUUCGAAGCGUGAAAACGGUGCGCGUCAUGACCGACCCCAUAACCGGGGCGUCUCGGUGCUUUGGGUUCGUGCGCUUUGGCGACGAGCAAGAGCGGCGCCGCGCGCUUGUCGAGAUGAAUGGCGUCUGGUGUCAAGGCCGCAAUUUGAGGGUCGCCUACGCCACUCCGCGCAACAACGUCGUGUGGCAGCCCAACCCGGCCAGCCAACAGCACCAGGCCCCGCAGCAACGGCCCCCGCCCCCUCCCAUGUUUGACCAAGAACACCCCCCAGCGCAGCUUCCACACUUUCCCCCCAAUCCACAUCACCAUCAGCAUCCACAACAGCACGAGCUACCGCAUCAACUGUUUAACAGCUUCCCUCGCUAUCAAGACCGCCCGUUACCAGGCAAUUACAUGGUUAAUGACGCUGCUACCGGUGCUUCAUUGGCCCAACCCGAUUACCGUCAGACCCCGUUACUCGUGAAAACUGCCAACUCCUUGGUGAAUAAUAACCUCAUUGAUUUUCCCCCUACCGCCAGCGAUCAGCAACAAUAUCAGUUCAUCCCAUCAUCAGCGACAAUCGGAGCAUCCGGAAUCGCCCCCAUGCCCCAAAGUGGUAGUCGUUCCGCAUUCACCAACCCUAACAACACUACCGUCUUUGUUGGAGGCUUGACGGCUCAAAUCUCAGAGCGCCAAUUGCACUCUAUGUUUGCACCCUUUGGUGCCAUCGUCAAUGUUAAAAUUCCGCCAGGGAAAGGCUGCGGAUUUGUAAAGUAUGCAUACAGAAUUGACGCCGAAGCCGCCAUCCAGGGCAUGCAGGGCUUCAUUGUGGGCGGGAACCCAAUAAGACUAUCUUGGGGUAGAACCUCAAGUGACUCAGGCAGACAUAGUGCCAUGCAGGACGUACCAUCUUCUUUUUCCAACGUCAAUGUCAAUUACUCGUCGCCGGUUUGGAACAACACCACUGCCACUGCCUUGGCCGCUGCACCCCAAGCAUAUUCUUCCACACAGCCACAACGCCCGGAUUCCUCUAAUCAGGUAAACAGCGUACCUCCUGUCCAUCCCUCAUUGUUGUGA
Lachancea dasiensis is the source of this 1713-nucleotide messenger RNA. NCBI's taxonomy places the organism in Eukaryota, Fungi, Ascomycota, Saccharomycetes, Saccharomycetales, Saccharomycetaceae. The record is from the annotation of a GenBank genome assembly.